AUGUCUUCAGCUGAACAACUUCUGCGAGCCUUGCUGCAUGCGCAGCUGCAUGGCCGCGCUGUUGAACUCCUCCACGCCCUUUGCCAGCCUGGAGCUUCUGCUCCCAGUGACCAUGUCUUCAACCUGAUGCUUGACGCAGCAGUCCGCGCAAGAUCCUACGGAGAGGCCUGGGAUGUUCUUGAGCUUCUGCUGAAAUCUGGGCGGAAGGCUGACAAGUAUUUCGUUUCAAUCCUCACGAAGAGCCUAGAGUCGUCGAACGACAAGCGUUGGGUUCGGCGGGGCAUCAACCUUGUGGAUAAGUUCAUUGAGCAGCAACAGGAAGAUGUAGAUGAGAUUGUCUUCAACUCUUUGUUGAAUGUAUUGGGUCAAACAGGAGACAUGCUGAAGCUUCAGCAGACAUUGAACAAGAUGAAUGACUACGGGGUGUCUCCAUCUGCCGUGACCUUUGGUACAGUUGUCAAAGCCUAUGGGAGAGCACGUGACACCGAGUCAGUGAUCAAAGUGUGGAACCAAAUGCGAAGUCGCUGCUUGGGCAUCAACCCUGUCACCUGCGGCUGCGUCCUAGAUGCUUGUGUAAAGUGCAACUCCCUUGACAAAGCCAUGGCAAUUUUUCAGGAGAUGCGCAUGCAAGGAAUGCACAAGAAUACAGUGCUUUAUGCAACGUUGAUCAAAGGUUUGGCGAAGAUUCGAGAUUUGCAGGGAGCCAUGAAUCUCUAUCACGAAAUGCGGAUGGAAGGUGUGCCGUGCAAUUUGGUAACCUUCAAUUCUCUUAUGGAUGUUUGUGUGCGUUGUGGUGACUUGCAAACUGCGGCCUAUUUCCUACAAGACAUGAUGCAGAUGGGAAUUGAGCCAGACCUCAUCACAUUCAGCACCUUGAUCAAAGGUUACAGCCAUAUUGGUGAGGUGCACAAAGCCUUGGCUUUGUCGAAAGAGCUGAAGGCUCGAGGCCUGAAGUGCGAUGAGAUCAUGUACAACAGCCUCAUCGAUGGCUGCGCAAAAGCUCGAAAACUACAUGAGGGACUCUCCGUCUUUGAGGAAAUGUUGCAGUCUCGAGUGCAACCGUCCAACAUCACCUUCUCCAUUCUGGUGAAGCUGCAUUUUGAGGUUGAGAGCUUGAUGCCAGAGCCAGAGAAGCUUAGGUUUGAUACUGAGCUUGAGGAUAUUCACCUACAGUUGCAGCAUCUCAACCAGAGAUUGAGCAGAAAAAAUGCAGACCCAGCAGUACGAAGAACGGCUACUACAGUGCUCGACGAGCUCUCCCGUUACUUUGGAGAGGACCACUCGCGAGGGGCGCGUAUGGUGCUGGCAAGUCAUCUUGCGAGAUUUGUUUCUGAUUUCGUGGAGAAAGAGAAUGCUGCAGAGGCGUUAAACUGGUGGACAGAGUUUCUUCUGAACAUCGAGGAUGCUCGUCCCUUCACUCGCAGCAAUUGGGCCCAUGCCUCCGCAUUUGAAGAGGUGCUUAGUCGCUGCCGCAUUAAGUUGCUGGAUCUCAAGCUGGAGGAUACCCGCCCGCCACUCCGGCUGCGUGAAGCUCUCCGAGAGGUUCACAAUGCUGCGCGCCAUGCAGCAGACGACCUGUUGGAGGUGUUGUACAUAGGACUUCGUGCAAAGCCUGCCGCUGAUCGCUUUUCAUACAUGGACCUUUGCCAAUGCAUGCAGGCAGGUCUUUACGGCUCCAACGCAUUUUGCAACAUGGAGGACCAGAUCAUCUUCUACAUUCUUGACCUGGAGAAAUCCUACACCGUGGAUCUCCUUGCUGGCUGUUUCCUCUCCAAAUGCUCUGAGGAGGAAAGCAUCCUUUUGAACUGCUUGUUUUUUGAAUUAUACCAAGCAACACGUCAUUUCAGAAAACAUGUCAAACUCGCCCCGCUGCAGCGAAUUCCUCAGCAAACUGAUGCACCCAGGCUUCUGAAGAUCCUGGCCGUGUCUCGUCCAUACCACUGGCCAGACAUCAUAUUCAAGAGCUGCUUCAGGAACUGCAGGAGAUUGUUUGGGGACGGAAAACUGCUUUGA
Messenger RNA from Durusdinium trenchii, 2013 nucleotides. Lineage: Eukaryota; Dinophyceae; Suessiales; Symbiodiniaceae. The record is from the annotation of a GenBank genome assembly.